GGUCACCGGCGCCCCACUUGUGGAUCUCGGCUCAGCAUCUCUCCGGCGUAUGAAUGGCCCCGGCAUGGAGGAAACGCCGUUUCAGAAAGUCAAGACCAGGCGCAAGAGGAGCCACUGUCCGCCCGGGGUUAUCGCGUGCGAGGAUGAGUUUGACUGCAAGGAGCUCGAGUCCCUCUUUCACAACUAUAACCUGAAGCUGGAGCAGACUUCCACCAUGAAAGCGCUGGCCGUGCUGCUGCUGCUAUCCACCACUCUCAGUCUGCUGGAGCUGCUGUCCGGACCGAACCUCACCGUCUCCAAGGGCUCUUAUCCCGUACACUUCAUCAUCUUCAUCUCGCUCUUUGUCGUCAUCAAUGUCAAGUACCUGCAGGUAAUGCAGCUGCAGCAGAUCAUUCACCUGACCCUGCUCUUCAGCUUCACAUUCUCCAUCCUCUGCUGUCCAUUCCCACUCAUCUCUGGAGCUUCUGGUCCAGAUCAGGGCGUGUGGCAGCUUGUUCUGCUCACAUUCGUGGCGUAUUCUCUCCUGCCCGUCCGGACGCUGCUGGCACUGCUGUUCGGAAUCAUGGUCAGCGUAUCGCACAUGAUUGUCACAGCAAUGUCAGUCACGGUUAAAACGCACAAACUGUGGAGAAUGCUGGUUGCAAACACAAUGCUUUUCACAGGUAUGAAUCUGUCGGGUCUGUUUGUGCGGAUACUGACGGAGCGAGCACAGAGGAAAGCUUUUCUACAGGCCAGAAACUGCAUCGAGGAGAGACUGCGUAUGGAGGACGAGAACGAGAAACAGGAACGUCUUCUAAUGAGUCUGUUGCCAAGGAAUGUUGCAAUGGAGAUGAAGGAAGAUUUUCUUAAACCGCCAGAGAGGAUCUUUCACAAGAUCUACAUCCAACGGCAUGACAACGUCAGCAUCCUGUUUGCGGAUAUCGUGGGCUUCACGAGUCUGGCUUCACAGUGCACGGCUCAGGAGUUGGUCAAACUGCUCAAUGAGCUCUUCGGCAAGUUUGAUGAGUUGGCCACGGAGAAUCACUGUAGGCGAAUCAAGAUUCUGGGCGACUGUUACUACUGUGUUUCAGGACUAACUCAACCCAAAACUGACCACGCUCACUGCUGUGUGGAGAUGGGCCUGGACAUGAUCGACACCAUCACGUCAGUGGCUGAAGCUACAGAGGUGGAUCUGAACAUGCGUGUGGGAUUGCACACGGGUCGUGUGCUCUGUGGGGUGUUGGGUCUCAGAAAGUGGCAGUAUGAUGUGUGGUCAAAUGACGUGACGCUGGCCAAUAUGAUGGAAGCAGGUGGACUGCCAGGGAAAGUUCACAUCACAAGCUCAACACUGGAGUGUCUGAAUGGAGAUUAUGAGGUGGAACCAGGAAAUGGUCGAGAGAGACACUCCUUCCUGCUCAAACACGACAUAGAAACAUUCUUCAUAGUGCCAUCUCACCGCAGGAAGAUUUUUCCUGGUCUGAUACUUUCAGACAUCAAACCUGCCAAAAAGAUGAAGUUUAAGACGGUGUGUUAUUUACUGGUGCAGCUCAUGCACUGCAGAAAGAUGUUCAAAGCUGAGAUCCCAUUCUCAAACGUCAUGAAUCUCGAGGAUGGAGAUAAGAGACGCGUGCUUCGCUCUGCACCAGAGAAGCUGAGGAACCGAACGCCAGUGUCAGCGAAUGCCACUCAGAGCAGUCCAGGAACACGGGUGAACCGCUACAUCAGCCGUCUGAUUGAAGCACGACAGACAGAGUCCGACACUGCGGACUUACACUUCCUCACGCUCAUGUAUAAAAACUCUGAGCGCGAGCAGAGAUAUCAUCAGUUGAAUGAUGAGUAUUUCACUGGUGCAGUGGUGCUGGCUCUCAUUCUUUCUGCACUGUUCGGCAUCAUCUAUCUACUAAUCAUACCACAGGGGACUGUCGUGCUGGUGUUGUUGGUUUUCUGCAUCUGUUUUCUAGUCGCUUGUAUCAUGUAUCUGCACAUCACUAGAGUUCAGUGUUUUCCAGGGUGCCUCACCAUACAGAUCCGCACAGUUCUGUGUGUGUUUAUAGUGCUCUUAAUUUAUGCUGUGGCUCAGGCCUUUGUGGUAGGCUGUAUGCCGUGGCUUUGGCCCACCAAUUCCACCCGCUCCAUCGUGAUCAUUGAUGCAACCGGUGGGAUGAACCGCACCAUGACCGAGCUUCCAUGUGAGGGCGUGCAGUACGCCUUCAUAUCCUGCAUGGUGGGCACGCUGACCAUGGCACUGUUCCUUCGAGUGUCCUGGGUGCCCAAAAUGGUUUUAUUAUUAGUGCUGGUGGUGCUGUACGUCACCAUACUGGAGCUGAGCGGAUUCAGACACACUGCAGGGUCUGGCUCGUUCAGUGUUCGCAGUUUGGAGCCCAUCCUGUCUCUGCUGCUGUUCUCCACUGCACUGGCCCUUCACUCCAGACAGCUGGAUCUCAAACUUCGCCUAGACUUCCUCUGGGCCACACAGGCAGAGGAGGAGAGAGAUGGCAUGGAGAAAGUGAAACUGGACAACAAGAGAAUUCUCUUUAAUUUGCUGCCUGUGCAUGUGGCACAACACUUUUUACUGUCAAACCCCAGAAAUAUGGUGAGAUCUUACACGGGACACAUUCUAAAAUCUUCUGUGUAUAAAGAUGAUCUAUUAGAUCUCUAUUAUCAGUCCUACGCUCAGGUUGGUGUGCUGUUUGCAUCCAUACCCAACUUUAAUGACUUCUACAUUGAGCUAGAUGGUAAUAACAUGGGCGUAGAGUGUCUCAGACUGCUGAAUGAGAUCAUCGCUGACUUUGACGAGCUCAUGGACAAAGAAUGUUACAAAGAUAUUGAGAAAAUCAAAACUAUUGGCAGCACAUAUAUGGCAGCAGUUGGAUUGGUGCCUACUAUUGGAACCAAGGCAAAAAAAUCCACUGCAACCCACUUGAGUACCAUAGCAGACUUUGCCAUUGAAAUGUUUGAUGUCCUUGAUGAAAUCAACUAUCAGUCAUAUAAUGAUUUUGUCUUGAGAGUGGGUAUUAAUGUAGGUCCAGUAGUCGCAGGAGUUAUUGGUGCUCGGAGGCCACAGUAUGACAUUUGGGGGAACACAGUGAACGUCGCUAGUCGCAUGGACAGCACUGGAGUGCCAGGGAAGAUUCAGGUGACGGAAGAUGUCUACCAGUUGCUUCAGAACAACUAUGAUCUGGUGUGUCGAGGUAACGUCAGUGUGAAAGGCAAAGGUCAGAUGCUCACUUACUUCCUGGAGGGCAAAGCUCAAGAUGUAGGUAACAGAGCACCACACCACACCGGCGGUCUGGAGAGGCGUGUUCAUGCCAUCGCUCGCACCAGCAGCACACAAACCAAGAAUGGCAGCACGUCAUCACUCACCUCAGGCCUCACUGCGAGGGCUGAUGGGAGUCACAGUCACAGUGCUGCCGCUAUCAAUGUGCCUACCGUCAGAGAAGAGGGUGACACCAAAAAGGACAUAGAAGAAGUGUAGAGGACAGAUCUGAAUAGGACAGAAAAAUGUACUUGGACAAUUCAAACAGGUCAAACUGAGGGACACAGCAGUGGUGAUUACAGUGACAAAACUGUGGCAGGUGAAAAAACUAAGUCAACAUAGUUUUACAAAUAAUCAACAAGACAUGAGUAAAAUAUGGAGGACCAAAGAACUCGCAAUGAAAUAAUUAAACAAUAAAUAAUUAACCCCUUAAACAUUGUGGGCGGGGCCAGAAGUGUGCAAUAAGUUUAAAUCAUUUUUCACAGAACAACCCAAACUGUCUCUGAUUUUAUUACACUUUGUCAAGGGGGAAUGGGCGCAAUAAUAGGUUUUUGGUGGAUUUCCGCCCCAGCCGUCAAACCAAAGAUAGAUAACACAGAAUUAUAAAGAAGUUUUAAAUUUAUAAGUCCAGCAGAAAAAGGAUGAUUAAAAAGUCAUCUGCAUAAUAUGUUCUCGACUAUUAAUAUAAUAUAUCUGAGGAUCUCAGCUUUUUAACGACACCUAGACUAAGCUUACUGUCCACUCAGGGGAUGAGAUAUUUGACUAAACUGUGGGGAAGGUGCGUGGGACCGCAAAAUAGACUGAAUGUCUAUGGACGAGCAAAUGGCGAAUGCUCAACUGGGUUAGAACACCACCUGCAUUUCAGAUCUGUAUAUUGUGAUGGAAGCUGAUAAAGGGCAAAUUUCUUUUUCGUAGUACUUGCUGCCAUCUAGUGGAAUGAACUGGCACUUUCUGCAGGUACAUGAGAGCAAACAGAGUUUAAUCACAGGCUUUCAAAGACAGGAUAAAAAUGUCUGUUCAUCAUGAGACUGUAAACAUAUACAAAAUUAUUUAUAAAUAUUGUAAUUUUUUUUUUUUGGUGUGGUUUCUGUAAAAUGAGACCAAUAUUUUGCAAUAAGUUCACUGUAUGUGUGAAUGGUGAGCUUCUAAAUUUGGAUGUGAAGAAUUGUAGGCAGCAGCCAAAAUAUACAACAGAG
Molecule: messenger RNA, 4431 nt
Organism: Myxocyprinus asiaticus (Chinese sucker)
Lineage: Eukaryota; Metazoa; Chordata; Actinopteri; Cypriniformes; Catostomidae
Product: adenylate cyclase type 1-like
Exons: 21
Coding region: 50-3454 (1134 amino acids)
Biological process (GO): cAMP biosynthetic process; adenylate cyclase-activating G protein-coupled receptor signaling pathway; intracellular signal transduction
Cellular component (GO): plasma membrane
Molecular function (GO): adenylate cyclase activity
Source: RefSeq, a predicted model, not a curated record